GGCCCGGCGGCGCGGCCCGCCCCCCGCGGAGGGAGACGCCAUUGCGGGUUGUUUGUGCGGGCGGCGGCGGGAGGCGGUGCUGCGGCCCGGGGGGACUGUGCUCCGCCGCCAUCAUGUCCACCCCGGCGCGGCGCCGGCUGAUGCGCGACUUCAAGAGGUUGCAAGAAGACCCUCCUGUGGGUGUCAGUGGUGCACCGUCUGAGAAUAAUAUAAUGCAGUGGAAUGCAGUUAUAUUUGGGCCAGAAGGGACACCUUUUGAAGAUGGUACUUUUAAACUAGUAAUAGAAUUUUCAGAAGAAUAUCCAAAUAAACCUCCGACUGUUAGGUUUUUAUCAAAAAUGUUCCAUCCAAAUGCGCUCCUGUCUGUGCAGACACGUCUCGAGUUGAAGCAGGGAACUGAUCAAGCCCAACGUUACUCGUUUCUGUCAGUUUAUGCGGAUGGUAGCAUAUGUUUAGAUAUUCUUCAGAAUCGAUGGAGUCCAACAUACGACGUUUCAUCUAUUUUAACUUCAAUUCAGUCUCUGCUUGAUGAACCUAAUCCAAACAGUCCGGCGAACAGCCAGGCAGCACAACUUUAUCAGGAGAACAAACGUGAAUACGAGAAAAGAGUUUCAGCUAUUGUCGAACAAAGUUGGAAUGACUCGUAACAGCUGCUUCGUUACUCUCCAUCCUCAUAAUCAUUAUGUACAAUUUAACUCUCAAUAGAAAGGCUACCAGAAAUUUCAAGUGCCACAGCUCUAAGAAUUUGCAUAAAAACUCAUCUGCAAACAGAAUUAAGCCCUCCAGUUUAGGAAACUUAAAAGCUUGUGUAUCUUGAUUAACGUACUUUUUAUUGCAUGGUAUGAACUAAGUUAUUGCUACAUAAAUUUGUAAUAUAUCCUGUUUGUAUUUUUUUUCCAAGUGUAUAAUGUUGGUGUGGAGUUUUCAUGACAGAAUAUACACAUUUUGUAAAUCUGUACUUUUUCAAAUAUUGAAUGCCUUAUUUUUGAAUUCUUUAGAUUUUUAAAUUGGAGAAAAAGCACUUAACAAAGUUUUUAUAUAUAAAUAUUUCAUGUAAAACUGUUAAAUACAUAACCUCAGUGCAAGACA
This is a messenger RNA of Cygnus atratus (black swan), 1089 nucleotides long. RefSeq names its product ubiquitin conjugating enzyme E2 B (gene UBE2B). Gene Ontology annotation, molecular function: ubiquitin conjugating enzyme activity. Lineage: Eukaryota; Metazoa; Chordata; Aves; Anseriformes; Anatidae. The coding region runs from base 114 to 647 and encodes 177 amino acids. Gene Ontology annotation, cellular component: HULC complex. The record is from RefSeq and is a predicted model, not a curated record. Gene Ontology annotation, biological process: DNA repair; proteasome-mediated ubiquitin-dependent protein catabolic process; protein polyubiquitination. The transcript has 7 exons.